AUGGAAACGUUUUCCAGCCAGGAGGAGACGGCAGCGGUGUUCGGGCAGGGAGGGAGGGAGGCUGCAGCCGGGCUGCGCGCUGAUCCAUCCCCGCAUUCCCACGCGGGUGGCAGCGAGCGGAUCCUCCGGGAUAACCCCCACCACCACCCCUCGGAUAGGGGUGGUCCAGGGGGACCGAACCCCGCUCCGGGCGAGCGCCCGAAGUUGCACGGCGCACGCACACACCCCCCCCCCACCACCACCAAAAGCAGCGGGAGGCACGCAGGAAGUUUUUCCUGCGGGCGGCGAGCGCAGGCGCAGGGCAGCGAUGGAUGCGAUGCCCGGAGCUCCCCUCGCGCUUACCUCCCUCCGCGGGGGCGCAGGCGGCCCUGGGCCGGCGUCCUCAGGCGGCGGGAGGAGGAGGAGGAGGAGGAUGCGCGGCGGGAGGAGGCGGCUGGUGCAUCGCCGCCGCUAACGCCGAGCGCCGCGCUGCGGGGCGGAGAGGGGGGCGCAGCGCCGGGGCUGCCGCCCAGCCCGCACCAUGCCGCCCGUCUGCCCGCUUUCCCCUCACCUACUGCCCGCUUUAGCCGGAGAGGGAGGCGGCUUGGGAGCCGGGCCGAGGGGCGGGACGGGCCAAUCAGCGGGAGGCGGCGGAGCACAGCCCGCUCCGCCCCGCACACCGCCCCCGCGGGAGCCGAGCUCCCCCCGCGGCGGGGAUGCGCCCCGCAGACCCCGGGAGCUGCUCGGGGCGCCCCGCAUCCCCCCGAGCGGUCCCCAGGGGCGCAGACCCCGGGCGCCCCGCAUCCCCCGAGCGGUCUCCAAGGGCGCAUUCCCCGAGCGCUCCGCAUCCCCCGAGGGCUCCAUAUCCCCCCAGUGUCCCCAAGGGCGCAGACCCCGAGCACCCCGCAUCCCCCGAGAGCUGCUCUGUGCGACCCACAGCCCCCGAGCGGUCCCCAAGGGCGCAUCCCCCGAGCAUCCUUCAAUCCCCCCAGCGCCCCGCAGCCCCCGAGCGCUCCUCUGUGCUCCCUGUAUCCCUCGAGCGCUCCCCAAGGACGCAGACCCCGAGUGCCCCGCAUCCCCCAAGAGCCCCGCAUCCCCCCAGCGCUCCCCGAGGACGCAGACCCCAAGCGCCCCGCAUCUCCCGAGUGUCCUGCAUCCCCCAAUAGCCCCGCAUCCACGGAGUGCCCCGCAUCCUCCAAGUGUCCUGCAUCCCCUGAGAGCCCCGCAUCCCCCAAGCGCUGCUCUCUGUACCCCGCAUCCCCCGAGUAG
Messenger RNA from Cuculus canorus (common cuckoo), 1248 nucleotides. Its product is annotated as basic salivary proline-rich protein 2-like. The record is from RefSeq and is a predicted model, not a curated record. The coding region runs from base 1 to 1248 and encodes 415 amino acids. Lineage: Eukaryota; Metazoa; Chordata; Aves; Cuculiformes; Cuculidae. The transcript is spliced from 2 exons.